Messenger RNA from Balaenoptera acutorostrata (minke whale), 3445 nucleotides. RefSeq names its product leucine rich repeat containing 8 VRAC subunit D (gene LRRC8D). The transcript is spliced from 4 exons. The record is from RefSeq and is a predicted model, not a curated record. Gene Ontology annotation, molecular function: protein binding. Lineage: Eukaryota; Metazoa; Chordata; Mammalia; Artiodactyla; Balaenopteridae. The coding region runs from base 501 to 3077 and encodes 858 amino acids.
GCUUUGUUUAAUUCCCCCCGCUACAGAGUCAUGUGCUGCUGCUCCCGUCGCCGCCGCUGCCGCCGCCCGUGGUGCCCCGGCUCCUCCGCCGCGCUUCGAGGUGGCAGCCGCGGGCGGGGCCGCGGAAGCAGGGUCCUGGGCGCCGCGCGCCUCCGCCGCCCCGGCACGUCCGGGAGCAGCCGCCGCACGCCGCAGGUGAUGCCGCCACCUCCCGCCUCCGCCUAAGCCGGGGCUAGGCGGCCAAGCUGCCCCCCAAGGAAGUGCACGGCUGUCUGUAACGUGCCGCCGGGUCCCAGGAUGGAAGAGUGAAGUCUUCGCGUCGCGCCGGUCCCAGCUCGCGGAGCCCGCCGGAAGCCAGUCCCCGGAGAGGAGAGCGCCCUGAGGGAGCAGGGUGGCCGCCUGGUCCAGGUUGCGCUCCCCUGGCUGCUUUCUCUCCCGGAGGAUCUCUCCAAACUCUGUGGCUCUGCUUACCCGAGUGCGUUGGACCCCGGUGAUAAGGAAUGUUUACCCUUGCGGAAGUUGCUUCGCUUAAUGACAUUCAACCGACUUACCGAAUCCUGAAACCAUGGUGGGAUGUGUUUAUGGAUUACUUGGCUGUCGUUAUGUUGAUGGUAGCCAUCUUUGCAGGAACCAUGCAACUUACCAAAGAUCAGGUGGUCUGCUUGCCAGUAUUGCCGUCUCCUGUAAAUUCAAAGGCACACACGCCACCAGGAAGUGCCGACGUUACCACCAACAUCCCGAAGAUGGAGUCAGCCACAGACCAAGACCAAGAUGGGCGGAUGACAAAUGAGAUUUCCUUUGGCGCAUCUGCUGUGACACCUGACAUACCUCUCAGAGCCACAUAUCCUCACACAGAGUCCACGGUUCCAAAUCAGGAGGCAAAGAAAGAGAAGAAAGACCCAGGAGGCCGAAAAACAAACUUGGAUUUUCAGCAAUAUGUAUUUAUUAAUCAGAUGUGUUACCAUCUGGCCCUUCCGUGGUAUUCUAAGUACUUUCCGUACCUUGCUCUUAUACAUACUAUUAUUCUCAUGGUCAGUAGCAACUUUUGGUUCAAAUAUCCCAAAACAUGCUCAAAAGUAGAACAUUUCGUUUCAAUAUUAGGAAAGUGCUUUGAAUCUCCUUGGACCACUAAAGCGUUGUCUGAGACAGCAUGCGAAGACUCGGAGGAAAACAAGCAGAGAAUAACAGGUGCCCAGACUCUACCAAAGCACGUAUCUACCAGCAGUGAUGAAGGGAGCCCCAGCGCCAGCACCCCGAUGAUCAGCAAAACCGGCUUCAAGUUUUCAGCUGAAAAGCCCGUGAUUGAAGUCCCCAGCAUGACCAUCCUGGACAAAAAGGAUGGGGAACAGGCCAAAGCCCUGUUUGAGAAAGUGAGGAAGUUCCGUGCUCAUGUGGAAGACAGUGACUUGAUCUAUAAACUCUAUGUGGUCCAAACAGUUAUCAAAACAGCCAAGUUCAUUUUUAUUCUCUGCUACACUGCAAACUUUGUCAAUGCGAUCAGCUUUGAACACGUGUGCAAGCCCAAAGUCGAGCACCUGACUGGUUACGAGGUGUUCGAGUGCACCCACAACAUGGCAUACAUGCUGAAAAAGCUGCUCAUCAGUUACAUAUCCAUUAUUUGUGUUUAUGGUUUCAUCUGCCUCUACACUCUCUUCUGGUUAUUCAGGAUACCUUUGAAGGAAUAUUCUUUUGAAAAAGUCAGAGAAGAGAGCAGUUUCAGCGACAUUCCAGAUGUCAAAAAUGACUUUGCGUUCCUUCUACACAUGGUAGACCAGUAUGACCAGCUCUAUUCCAAGCGUUUCGGGGUGUUCUUGUCAGAAGUCAGUGAAAAUAAACUGAGGGAAAUUAGUUUGAACCACGAGUGGACAUUUGAAAAACUGAGGCAGCACGUGUCACGCAACGCCCAGGACAAGCAGGAGCUGCAUCUGUUUAUGCUCUCAGGUGUGCCCGAUGCUGUCUUCGACCUCACAGACCUGGAUGUGCUAAAACUCGAGCUGAUUCCAGAAGCUAAAAUCCCUGCUAAGAUUUCUCAGAUGACUAAUCUCCAAGAGCUUCACCUCUGCCACUGCCCUGCAAAAGUGGAACAGACUGCUUUUAGCUUUCUCCGUGAUCACUUGAGAUGCCUUCACGUGAAGUUCACUGACGUGGCAGAAAUUCCCGCCUGGGUGUAUCUGCUCAAAAACCUUCGCGAGCUGUACUUGAUAGGCAACUUGAACUCUGAAAACAAUAAGAUGAUAGGACUUGAAUCUCUCCGAGAGUUGCGGCACCUUAAGAUUCUCCACGUGAAGAGCAAUCUGACCAAAGUCCCCUCCAACAUUACAGAUGUGGCCCCACAUCUCACCAGGUUAGUCGUUCAUAAUGACGGCACUAAACUCUUGGUACUGAACAGCCUUAAGAAGAUGAUGAAUGUCGCCGAGCUCGAACUCCAGAACUGUGAGCUAGAGAGAAUUCCACAUGCUAUUUUCAGCCUCUCUAAUUUACAGGAACUAGAUUUAAAGUCAAAUAACAUACGCACAAUUGAAGAAAUCAUCAGUUUCCAGCAUUUAAAACGACUGACUUGUUUAAAAUUAUGGCAUAAUAAAAUCGUUACCAUUCCACCCUCCAUCACCCACGUCAAAAACUUGGAGUCACUUUAUUUCUCUAACAACAAGCUCGAAUCCCUACCUGUGGCGGUGUUUAGUUUACAGAAACUCAGAUGCUUAGAUGUAAGCUACAACAACAUUUCCAUGAUCCCAAUAGAAAUAGGAUUACUUCAGAACCUGCAGCAUUUGCAUAUCACGGGGAACAAAGUGGACGUUCUACCAAAACAGUUGUUUAAAUGCAUUAAGUUGAGGACUUUGAAUCUGGGACAGAACUGCAUCACCUCCCUCCCAGAGAAGAUCGGUCAGCUCUCCCAGCUCACCCAGCUGGAGCUGAAAGGGAACUGCUUGGACCGCCUGCCAGCCCAGCUGGGCCAGUGUCGCCUGCUCAAGAAAAGCGGGCUUGUUGUGGAAGAUCACCUUUUUGACACCCUGCCACUCGAAGUCAAAGAAGCAUUGAAUCAAGACAUAAAUAUUCCCUUUGCAAAUGGGAUUUAAACUGAGAUCAUACGUGCACAUCCGUGUGCAGGAACAACUUCCUAGAUUGCAAAUGCUCAUGUACCAGUUAUUGCAAGAUAAUGCAUUUUAGGAGUAGAUACACCUUUAAAAAUACAACACAGAGAGGAUGCAUAGAAGGCUGAUAGAAGACAUAACUGAAUGUUCAACGUUUGUAGUGUGUUAAGUCAUUCACUUCCAAAUCUUUUCUUUUUUUUUUUUUUUUCUUUUGGGGAAAGGGAAGGAAAAAUUAUAAUCACUAAUCUUGGUUUCUUUUUAAAUUGUUUGUAACUUGGAUGCUGCCGCUACUGAAUGUUUACAAAUUGCUUGCCUGCUAAAGUAAAUGAUUAAAUUGACAUUUUCUUACUAUA